AUGUAUAGGAAUAUCAAAGACGCCACAGGUAAAGGAGGAUGCACUAUUAGUGAAUGUAUAAGAGCUAAGAAUAGUGAUGUACUUAUGGAACAAGAACAAGUAUUGAAAAGAUGGACAGAGUAUAUUGAAGAUUUAUUCCAUGACACUCGUGAAGAAAAGCCAUCCAUUAAGAAGAACAUGGACGAAUUAAAAAUUCUUAAGUCAGAAGUACAGACAAUUAUUAACAUAAUGAAAACCAAUAAAGCUAAAGGACCAUAUGAAAUUGUAAUAAAGAAGAUAAGACGUUUGGAAGAAUUUAGUAUAGAAAAGUUAACAAUUAUUACCAACGAAAUUUGUGAAAACGGUAAAAUACCUGAGAAUCUCAGUAAACUUAUUUUUAUUGCGCUACCCAAAAGACCCGAAGCCAUUGAAUGUGAACACAAUCUAAUCAUUAAAUUAAUAAAUCACGUGACAAAGACCUUAUUAAAGGUAUUGGUGAUGAGAGCUAGAAGUAGAACAAGACGGGAGAUUGCAAAAGUACAAUGUGGUUUUAUUGUAGAUCAUGGUAUAAGAAAUGAUAUCUUCACGGUAUGA
This is a messenger RNA of Limulus polyphemus (Atlantic horseshoe crab), 573 nucleotides long. RefSeq lists its product as uncharacterized. The record is from RefSeq and is a predicted model, not a curated record. The transcript has a single exon. Bases 1 to 573 code for a protein of 190 amino acids. Lineage: Eukaryota; Metazoa; Arthropoda; Merostomata; Xiphosura; Limulidae.